GUGGCUAGCCCCUUUCUGCUGAAAAGUAAAGCAGCAGCGAGCUUGCGGGCCGUUCUGCCGCUGUCCCUCCUGCUCCGGGACGAUGCAUCCUUGCGUUGGCCUGCGCGGCCACAGGCGGGGACUCCGUUUCUGGAGCUAGGGCGGAAACUUUGUGACUUUUCUUCUCCCGACAACUGAACCAUGCCAUGUGCUCAGAGGGGCUGGCUCGCGAACCUCUCGCUGGCGCUGGCUCAGCUCCUCGCCUUCGGGGCUCUUUGCCAUGGCAGGCAGCCGCAGGCAGGCCCGCUGCGCUUCCCCGACCGGCGGCAAGAGCAUUUCAUCCAGACCCUGCCAGAAUAUCACGUGGUGGCUCCCGUCCGAGUAGAUUCUAGCGGGCACUUCCUGUCCUAUGGCUUGAACCUUCCUGUCUCCAGCAGCAGAAGGAAAAGAGGCUUGGAAGGCUCCGAGGACUGGGUGUACUAUAGAAUUGCACAUGAAGAGAAGGACCUGUUCUUUAAUCUGACCGUCAAUCGAGGAUUUCUUUCCAAUAGCUACAUCGUGGAGAAGAGAUACGGGAAUCUUUCCCAUGUUGACAUCACCACUUCCUCGGGCCCCCCUUGCCAUCUCAGGGGCACAGUUCAGCAGCAGGGCAACUCAGUCGGGACUGCAGUCCUCAGUGCCUGCCACGGUCUGACUGGAUUUUUCCAUCUGCCACAUGGAGACUUUUUCAUUGAGCCUGUUAAAGAGCAUCCAUUCGCCAAGGGAGAAUACCACCCACAUAUCAUUUACAAGAGCCAGAAGCAGAGAGGUACAGAGACGAAGGAGCCAACCUGCGGAUUAAAGGACAGUCUUGGCACCUCAGGGAAGCAGGAGCUUCGGCGAGAGAAGUGGGAGCGGAACAACUUGCCCAGUAGAAGCCUUUCCCGGCGCUCCAUCAGCAAGGAGAGAUGGGUGGAGACGCUGGUGGUGGCUGACACGAAGAUGAUUGAGUACCAUGGGAGUGAGAAUGUGGAGUCCUACAUCCUCACCAUCAUGAACAUGGUCACUGGGUUGUUUCAUAACCCAAGCAUUGGAAAUGCAGUUCACAUUGUUGUGGUUCGACUCAUUCUCCUUGAGGAAGAAGAGCAAGGGCUGAAAAUAGUCCAUCAUGCAGAGAAGACACUGUCCAGCUUCUGCAAGUGGCAGAAGAGCAUCAACCCCAAGAGUGACCUCAACCCUGUCCAUCAUGAUGUGGCUGUCCUUCUCACCAGAAAAGACAUCUGUGCUGGUGUCAACCGUCCUUGUGAGACCCUGGGUUUGUCUCACCUGUCAGGAAUGUGCCAGCCUCACCGUAGUUGUAACAUCAAUGAGGACUCCGGACUCCCCCUGGCCUUCACGAUUGCCCAUGAGCUGGGACACAGCUUUGGUAUCCAGCAUGAUGGCAAAGAAAAUGACUGCGAGCCCAUGGGCAGACAUCCGUACAUCAUGUCCCAUCAACUCCAGUACGAUCCCACCCCGCUGACCUGGUCCAAGUGCAGCAGAGAGUACAUCACCCGCUUCUUGGACCGGGGCUGGGGGUUCUGUCUUGAUGAUGUCCCCAAAAAGAAAGGUUUGAAGUCCAAGGUCAUUGCCCCUGGAGUGAUUUAUGAUGUUCAUCACCAAUGCCAGCUGCAGUAUGGCCCCAAUGCUACCUUCUGCCAGGAAGUAGAAAAUGUUUGCCAGACACUGUGGUGCUCAGUGAAAGGUUUCUGUCGCUCUAAGCUGGAUGCUGCAGCAGAUGGGACCCGAUGUGGCGAGAAGAAGUGGUGCAUGGCCGGCAAGUGCAUCACAGUGGGGAAGAAACCAGAAAGCAUCCCUGGAGGCUGGGGCCUCUGGUCACCCUGGUCCCACUGCUCCAGGACCUGUGGGGCUGGAGCCCAAAGUGCAGAGAGGCACUGCAACAACCCCGAACCAAAGUUUGGAGGGAAAUAUUGUACUGGAGAAAGAAAACGCUAUCGCUUGUGCAAUGUCCGCCCCUGCCGCACCGAUGUACCAACGUUUCGACAGAUGCAGUGCAGCGAAUUUGACACCAUCCCCUACAAGAACGAAUUCUACCACUGGUUUCCUGUUUUUAAUGAAGCAAACCCUUGUGGGCUCUACUGCCGACCCAUAGAUGGCCAGUUUUCUGAAAAAAUGCUGGAUGCUGUCACUGAUGGAACCCCUUGCUUUGAAGGUGGAAACAGCAGAAAUGUCUGUAUCAAUGGCAUAUGUAAGAUGGUCGGCUGCGACUAUGAGAUCGAUUCCAAUGCCACAGAGGACCGCUGCGGUGUGUGCCUGGGAGACGGCUCUGCCUGCCAGACUGUGAGGAAGAUGUUUACACAAAAAGAAGGAUCUGGUUAUGUGGACAUUGGUCUCAUUCCCAAAGGAGCAAGGGACAUACGGGUAACGGAAGUCAAAGGUGCUGGAAACUUCCUGGCCAUCAGGAGUGAAGACCCAGAAAAAUACUAUCUCAAUGGAGGAUUUAUUAUCCAGUGGAAUGGGAACUAUAAGCUGGCUGGGACUGUCUUUCAGUAUGACAGGAAAGGGGACCUGGAGAAACUGGUGGCCCCUGGCCCCACCAAUGAGUCCGUGUGGCUCCAGCUUCUGUUCCAGGUGACUAAUCCUGGUGUCAAGUAUGAGUACAUCAUCCAAAAAGAUGGUCUUGACAACAAUGUGGAGCAGCUAGUGUAUUUCUGGCAGUUUGGCCGCUGGACAGAGUGCAGUGUAACGUGUGGAACAGGCAUCCGUCGCCAGACUGCUCAUUGUGUGAAGAAGGGCCAAGGGAUGGUGAAAGCUACAUUCUGCAACCCGGAAACCCAGCCGAAUGGGAGACAGAAGAAGUGUUAUGAAAAAGAUUGUCCACCCAGGUGGUGGGCAGGGGAAUGGGAAGCAUGUUCAAAAUCAUGUGGACCUUACGGAGAGAAGAGGCGAACAGUGCUAUGCAUCCAGACCAUGGGCUCUGACGAGCAAGCUCUCCCAGCGACAGACUGCCAGCACCUACUGAAGCCCAAGGCCCUCAGCUCCUGCAACAGAGAUAUCCUGUGUCCAUCAGACUGGACAGUGGGCAACUGGAGUGAGUGUUCCGUUUCCUGUGGUGGUGGAGUGAGAAUUCGCAGUGUCGUGUGUACCAAGAACCAUGGUGAGCCUUGUGACAAGACAAAGAAACCAAAUAGCAGAGCUCUGUGUGGCCUUCAGCAGUGCCCAUCAAGCCGGAGGGUUCUGAAGCCCAACAAAGCCACAACGCCCAGCGGGAAAAAUCUACCAACAUCUGAGCAAGACCCCUUAAGCCCCACCCCUUCACCUUCAUCCCAGCCCACACUACUGUACAGGCCCACAGUGCCUGAGACUCUGAGCACAAGCCCUCCAGCAAUCAGCAGCACCAGCCCCACCACAGCUUCCACAGAGGGAGACUUGGAUGGGGAAUGGUGGCAAAACAGUUCAAGCCAAACUGAACUGGACUCCCACUAUCUCAUUUCUACUGGAAGCACUUCUCAGCCCCUCCUCACUUCCUGGUCUUCAGGUAUCCAGACCAGUGAUGAAAAUGGUGCUAAUUCAGAUAGGAGUAUUACCUCAGAUGGCGACAUGGUAGCUACAACAAGUGGUCUUGACUUGUCAUCUUCCAGCAAUCCUGUGACUUGGCAGAUGACUCCAUUCUAUAAUACCUUGGCAAAAGAUCCAGAAAUGGAGAUUCAUAGUGGCUCAGGGGAAGGGAGUGAACAGGCUGAGAAGAAAGAGGAAAGCAACUCUGUAAUAUGGAACAAGAUGAGAGUGCCUGGAAAUGAUGCAUCAGGGGAAAGAAGUACAGAAAUCCCACUUGGACCUCCACCGACACCUCCGGAUGGGGAUGCGUCAUUGUCGUAUCCUUUCAGCACAGUGAUGAAAGGCAUAUUACCUAAUCAAGUGCCCAGUACCUUUAAAGAUGCAACACCCAAAACUGAAAUAAUGGUUACUGAAAAGCCAUAUAACACUCCAUUUCCUGCUGAAGAACAGCAUCAGCCAACACCCUCAGGAAUGUCAGUAAAUCAUGACCACCUAGAACUUCCAAACAUGAACCAAACACAGAGCUCUGGACCAGUUCUGACUGAAGAAGAUGCAACCAUUCUGAUUGCUGAAGGCUUUUUGCUGAAUGCCUCUGAUUAUAAGCAACUUGCUAAGGACCACAGUCAGGCACACUGGAUUGUUGGAAACUGGAGUGAGUGCUCCACCACGUGCGGGCUGGGCGCCUACUGGAGAAGCGUGACGUGCAGCACGCAGGUGGAAGCCGACUGCGCCACCUUGCAGAGGCCCGACCCUGCCAAGAAAUGCCACCUCCGCCCAUGCGCCGGCUGGCAAGUGGGAAACUGGAGCAAGUGCUCCAGAAACUGCAGUGGGGGCUUUAAGGUCCGAGAGAUUCGGUGCGUGGACAGCUGGGACCAUCGCCGAAGCCUGAGGCCAUUUCACUGCCAGUUCCUCGCCGGCCUUCCGCCCCCUUUGAGCAUGAGCUGCAACCCUGAGCCCUGUGAAGAGUGGCAGGUGGAGCCCUGGAGCCAGUGUUCCAGGUCCUGUGGAGGCGGAGUUCAAGAGAGAGGGGUGUCUUGUCCAGGAGGCCUGUGUGACUGGACGAAGAGGCCCCCACCCACUCUGCCCUGCAACAGGCACAGCUGCUGUCACUGGGCCACCGGGAGCUGGGACUUGUGCACCAUGACCUGUGGAGGUGGACUUCAGAAGAGGACUGUCCAUUGUGUCCCCUCAGAGAACAACACAACUGAAAAGCAAGGUCACUGCCUGUGUGAUCAUGAACCAAGACCUCCAGAAUUCCAAAACUGCAACCAACAAGCCUGCAAAAAGAGUGCUGACAUACUCUGUGCCAAGGACAGACUAUCAGCCAGCUUCUGCCAGACCCUAAAGACCAUGAAGAGAUGUUCCAUGCCCACUGUGAGGGCGCAGUGUUGUUUUACGUGUCCGCAGACACACACAGUCCUCGCCCAAAGGCUAAGAAGGCAGCAGCUGCUCAAGAAGCCCAAGCCACUGUGAGUCCGGGAGGAAGCCACCCCCAUCACCUGCUGCAGAGCUGCUGACCAGGAUGCUUUAGCCCUGCAGGCCGAUCCACAAAAGUUUGCUUUACACAUUUCAGGCCUAAACCAACUGCACUGUGUUCCUCUAGUCACAAAGUGUCCCUCACGGCAGGCCUGGGACUAUUAUCCUUGCUGCUCCCUGAUAAGAAGGGCAAAUGUUCUGAAGAGUUCCCUAUCGGCGGUGCUGAGCUCCCGGGAAAGGUGCCAGGUUAGGCAGGUCUGUGAAAGGAUGCCUUCUGUCCUCCUUACGGAUGAAAGCCAAGAGAUCAGACUUUUCCCGGACUACCUCAAGAGUUUCAGGAAACAGAGCCUUAAUUACCCAGGGAACAAAUAAUCUUUUUAAUUUACCUUAAUAAUGCAUUUAUUUCCCACCUGCCUGGGGCAGCUGCUGUUUAAAAUGCCAUGGGAGAGUUUGAGAAACAUUCAUUAAAUUCAUCUGGGCAGAGGACAGCUUUCUUUACCCCUUUUCCCUGAGGACAGGAAGAGCAGGUGCUGAUUAAAUCUUUCAGUCUCCUCCCAGAUUCCUGCAGGACUCCACGGGGCCUUAGUUUGUAUGAAAUUCUGUAUGCAUGACCAGGCUUGUAGCCCGGCACCCUUAGACCAGGCUUAGUGAAUCAGAGACACAUGCCAAAAGUACAGCCAAAGCCCAGUUACUGAUCCCAAAGUGCCAAUACUGCAAAUAAAUCUGAGUACUGAAGUUUUAGUUUAGGAAAAACAGCUCAAACAUUCGUGUCUUUUGUCUUAAAAGUAAAACACCAGUGCCAAGGGUUCGCCACCACUGAUCUGGACAAAGAGGAUGCAAGCGUUAGCUGGAGCCUAAGGCAUGCAGGCUAGUUACGCAGAAAACAUUUUCCAAAACUCCAAAGGACAAUUCCAAAUGUCUUAAUUAGCAGGUGAAUGGAGAUCAAUUUCUAGCUAACAACCCAAAAGAAGUGCAGAUCUUUGUCUUUUUCAUUUUCCUGGCACAGAUUUAUUCCUUCAAGAAAAAUAAAUUUCCCUUUACACACACACACACACACACACACACACACACACACACACACACACAGCCCUGCCUGCGUCUCCUGAACCCAGCUCCUGCCAUCCUCUUGUAGCAGGCAGCUUGUACACAGGGGCGGCUGUCAACCGGGCUACGGCUGCCACCUGCCCUCACCUCCUGCCAGUUAGAAACUCUUUUAAAAACCAGGUAAAUUGUACCAAGUACAAGAACUUCAUAAGACUGAUAGCUUAAAGAGAGAGACAGAGGGAAAAAGGUACUCUAAAAAGUGGGAUUAAAAAGUCAGCCAAGGUGGUGCGUGGCCGUCAUCAUAGCGUUCAGGAGGCUAAGACAGGAGGACUCCAAGUUCAAGGCUAGCCUGGACUAGAAAGUAACACCCUGUCUCCAAAACACAAAAAUAGUGAUGUAAAAAAUUAUCUACUCCUCUAUAUACCCAUUAGUUACAUUUAAAACCCUUUUAGUGCGGGGGAUGUGCCUCUGUAGUAUAGUGCAUGACUGCCUUGUGCGAAGCUCUGAGUUAAGUAUAUAUA
Messenger RNA from Octodon degus (degu), 6557 nucleotides. RefSeq names its product ADAM metallopeptidase with thrombospondin type 1 motif 12 (gene Adamts12). The transcript is spliced from 24 exons. Gene Ontology annotation, molecular function: metalloendopeptidase activity. Gene Ontology annotation, biological process: extracellular matrix organization; proteolysis. The record is from RefSeq and is a predicted model, not a curated record. Gene Ontology annotation, cellular component: extracellular matrix. The coding region runs from base 181 to 4989 and encodes 1602 amino acids. NCBI's taxonomy places the organism in Eukaryota, Metazoa, Chordata, Mammalia, Rodentia, Octodontidae.